Impatiens glandulifera is the source of this 759-nucleotide messenger RNA. RefSeq names its product transcription factor SRM1-like. The record is from RefSeq and is a predicted model, not a curated record. The coding region runs from base 109 to 735 and encodes 208 amino acids. Gene Ontology annotation, molecular function: DNA binding. NCBI's taxonomy places the organism in Eukaryota, Viridiplantae, Streptophyta, Magnoliopsida, Ericales, Balsaminaceae. The transcript has 2 exons.
UUACAUAUCCUUAUCCUUCUUCUUGCACGCACAGAAAUUCUACAGCAAAUAAACAAGGAAUCUAGACAAGAUAAACAGAGCUGUUUGUAUAAUUCGGAAUUGGCGGCCAUGUUCGGCGAAAACAAUAGUAGGUGGACGAUCGACGGUGAUCAAUUCUCGGCAUGGACGAGGAUAGAUGACAAGAUGUUCGAGCAGGCGUUAGUUAUGUUUCCAGAGGAAUCAACCGAUCGGUGGCGAAAGAUAGCCGACAGGAUACCUGGAAAGUCCAUGGAAGAGGUUUUGUGUCAUUACGAUGCUCUAGUCCACGAUGUUCAGGAGAUCGACUCUGGUCGGAUCGACUUGCCGAAUUACUCUGAUGACUCGGAGUGGGGAGAGAACGAGUCCAAGUUAGGCCAGAUCUCGUUCGGGUCCACUAUGGGAAUUAGGUCUAAGAACACAGAUGUGGAGAGGAAGAAAGGAACACCAUGGACAGAAGAAGAACACAGGUUAUUUCUAGUUGGUCUUCAGAAAUAUGGAAAAGGAGAUUGGAGAAGCAUUUCUAGGAACGUAGUGGUAACAAGAACUCCAACACAAGUGGCUAGCCAUGCCCAGAAAUAUUACCUUCGCCAGAACUCGGUAAGGAAGGAGAGGAAAAGGUCAAGCAUUCAUGAUAUCACCAGUACCACUGCUUCUUCUGCAGAUACUUCUUCUUCAUCGAUGGCCGGGUAUAUUCAAGAUUACAGUUAUGAAAUGUAGGGGGUACAAUAUACAGGAUUACAG